Molecule: messenger RNA, 2562 nt
Organism: Darwinula stevensoni
Lineage: Eukaryota; Metazoa; Arthropoda; Ostracoda; Podocopida; Darwinulidae
Source: the annotation of a GenBank genome assembly
CCUAUUAUAAGCCGCUCUCCUGGUGCAUGAGGCGCGAAAAACAAUUUGCGCCAUGGAAUCUCUCUACCUCACAAUUACGUCAUUGUGUUUCCUUCUUCAGUGCACGGACUUCGAUGCGGAACAUAUGCAUUGUACUGUGCAGUGCGGGAUAGGCAACGGUAGCUGAACGACUCCUAUCGUGCCCAUCCUCCUUCCUUCCUUGUGAAGAUGGCGGGAAACGAAGGGAUGAAGGAACUAGUGGAGGUGAUCAACAGGCUCCAAGACUGCUUUGCCUACACUUCCUCGAGUCUCAACCUUCAACUCCCCAUGAUCGCCGUCGUCGGCGGACAGAGUGCUGGCAAGUCUUCCGUCCUUGAGGCCGUUGCUGGCAGGGACUUUUUGCCUAGGGGUACUGGCAUCGUCACCAGACGUCCACUCAUCCUUCAAAUGAUUCCACAUACUGAAGAAUACGUGGAGUUUCUCCACCAGCCGGGCACGAAGUACACUGAUUUCGAAGCAGUGAGGAAAGAGAUCCAGGAGGCAACCGACAAAGAAGCACCAGACAAGGCCAUCUCCAGUCGGCCCAUCAACCUCAGACUCUAUUCCCCUUACGUUCUUCAGCUCACUCUGGUCGAUUUGCCCGGUUUAACCAAGAACCCUGUCAACGACCAGCCAAAUAAUAUUGAGCAACUCAUACGAGACGUGAUCUUGGAGUACAUUGAACCCGAGAACACGCUGAUUCUGGCUGUGACACCUGCCACCGAGGACCUGGCCAAUUCCGACGCACUCAAACUCGCACGCCAAGUUGACCCCGCUGGGGAGAGGACAAUCGGGGUGCUGACGAAGCUGGACCUGAUGGAUCAAGGCACAGAUGCUCGGGAAAUUUUAGAGAAUAAAGUCAUCCCUUUGAGGCGAGGAUACAUCGGAGUGAAGAACAGGUCCCAAGCGGACAUCACCAAUGCCAUAAACAUGAAGGCUGCCAGGGAUGCAGAGGAUGCCUUCUUCAGUGAUAAUUACAAGAACCUGAAGGACCGAGUCGGGACGAGGGUGCUCCAACGGGUGCUCAACCAGCAACUGGAGCAGCAUAUUAGGGAGAAACUCCCAGGGAUCCGCUCCAACAUGAUACAGAAGAAAAACAAUCUCACGGAGCAACUCCAGAUCCUGGGCGCCUUCGAUACCAAAGCACAAAGCAACAACGCCCUCUUCCAUCAGGUGAUGGUCAGGUUCGCCAAUAGCAUGAAACUUUGCCUAGAGGGUUUUGAUUACAACGUGAAUAUAAACGAAGUACAGCUGGGCGCUGUGAUCAAUGAGACGAUCAAUGAAGAGAUCAUUAAUGGCCUCCUAAAUGAGGAGAAUCUGAUGCCGACGAAGGAGGAGACGAUGAUUACCAUAAGAAACUUGUUUGGGGUUGCGAAUUACAUAUCACCUCCGCAGCAAGCAUUCAGAAGAAUGGUUGAACACAUGACCAAGAAAUUUCAAGAACCCAUCAAGAUUUCCGUGGAAAUCAUCGCAGAACACGCCGCCAGGGCCGUCGAGAAGUUUGCUUCACAGGAACUGGGCCCUUUCCCAAAAUUGAAGCAAGAAGUCCUGACCCGAGUGAUGGAGCGACUGAAGCGCAACGAAUUGAGCUGCAAGGAACUUCUGAUAACGUACAUAGAAGCGGAGUGUGCCUUUAUGAACACUAACCAUCCUAUGAUGAAGAGAAGUGAUGCCUUGGCCACAUCCGAUCAUAGUGGGAUAGAGGAAGGGAAAAUGAAUAACUCCCCGGCCGGCUCACCGGCACGCACACCCCGGCACACAAUAGGGACGCAGAGGAUCCACCAGGGCUACUUGCACUUCCCAAAUUACUCCGUAUUUUCAUGGAAGAAGAAGCGGGUCUGGUUUGCAAUCACACCUGUUCAUCUCAUCGUGUACAAGGACAUUCGGGAAGACACAGAAUUGAUGCGACUCAAUAAUGCAGAAAUAAGGAUUGGGGUGAAGAACGAUCGGAAAAGUGGCCUGAAGAGGUUCACCAUCAAUCGAAUCGAUGGCAGGCCUUUCGGGAAGGGACAGGCAAGGGAUUUCGAGGCCAUAUACGAUGGGAAAGAGGGAAAGGAAAUCGGUGAAGAAUGGGAGUCCAAGUUCCAGGAAGGGGGAAUCCUUAUGGAGAACUUCGGAAGUGCUAAUUCCAUUUUCUUCGACGAACAGUUUCUCGACGUUUACGAAGAUCAAGCCAAAAGCAGGUACAGGCCUCGCCCUUGGUCUAUCAUUCAACCCCACAAAAUCGACUUCGCCAGGAAAUUCGAGUCGGACAAGACGUUGAACAAAGAUGCAGACUGCUUCCUGGAAAAGAUCCUUCUUUACAUGCGAAUAGUGAGGCAGACCAUCCAGGACCUCACGCCCAAGUACAUCGUCCUGAAGCUGAUCAAUAAGCUAUUGGUAUACAUAUCGGAGGAGCUAACAGCAGAAAUCCAGGACAGAACUGAUCUUGACACGAUAAUGGAGAGAGGGGGAGACGAGGAGAUGAAAAUGAGGGCACUACUGAGUGAAUUGCAGAAGAUUGAGGAAAUUCUGAAAAUCAUGGACAAUUGGCCGAGUGCUUGA